Messenger RNA from Marmota flaviventris (yellow-bellied marmot), 3369 nucleotides. RefSeq names its product SECIS binding protein 2 (gene Secisbp2). The record is from RefSeq and is a predicted model, not a curated record. Gene Ontology annotation, molecular function: ribonucleoprotein complex binding; selenocysteine insertion sequence binding; mRNA 3'-UTR binding. Lineage: Eukaryota; Metazoa; Chordata; Mammalia; Rodentia; Sciuridae. Gene Ontology annotation, cellular component: mitochondrion; ribonucleoprotein complex. Gene Ontology annotation, biological process: selenocysteine incorporation.
UGGGCCCUGCGGCUGUCCUCGCUUGGUGGGGGCUCCUCAGAGCCGCCUGCCAUGGCGUCAGAGGGGCAGCGGGAGUCCGAAGGCGAGGGCAGCGUCAAGUUGUCAGCAGAUGUCAAACCUUUUGUCCCCAAAUUUGCUGGGCUCAAUGCGGCAUGGUCUGAGUCCUCAGCAACAUGUGUCUUCCCUAGCUGUGCAGCAACUUACUAUCCAUUUGUACAGGAACCAUCUGUGACUGAACAGAAGAUAUAUACUGAAGAAACAGCCUUUGGACCAUCAACGUUUCCACCUCAGUAUUUAUCUUCAGAGAUAACGCUCCAUCCAUAUGCCUAUUCUCUUUAUACCCUUGAGUCUACACAAAAUGUUUGCUCAGUGCCUGCCUCGAAGUAUGAUUACAACCAGCCCAGCUGUUACCGGGGUUUUCGGACAGUAAAGCCCCGAAAUGAACACAGGUGCCCCCUCCCACAAGAAACAAAAGCUUUGCUUAAGAAAAAAAACUGUGAUGCGCAAAAGUUUAACAGUAAAAAGGCUGAUGGUACAAUAUCAUCUGAAAUAAAAUCAGCUAAAGGUUCCCAUCAUUUGUCCGUUCAUGCUGAGAACAGUUUGAAAUCAGAUGGUUAUCAUAAACAAACAGAUAAGAAAUCCAGAAUCAUUGCAAAACAUGUGUCUACUUCCAAACCUGAAUUUGAAUUUAGCAGAUUGGAUUUUCCUGAACUGCAGAGUCCACAGAAUAAUAAUAUGGCAGAGAUACAAAAACAAUCCAGGUGGGGACCUUUCCACUCGACCUCGACCAACAUCUCUCUCCUUGGAGAAGUGGGAAAACCAGUUGCAACAGUGUCAGAGGGUGAAAUGGUGGUGAAAAAUAAUAAUUCAACUGAAUAUGUAACUGAUAAUGCUGCUACCAAUUCCCCUUCAUGUACAACAGAGUUAUCUUGGACACCAAUGGGUUAUAUUGUUCGGCAGACGUUACCUUCAGAACUGUCACCAGCUCCUAAAAAUGUUACUUCCGUGAUAAACCUAAAGACGUUUGCUUCAUCAGCAGAUCCUAAAAGUGUUAAUUUGUCAUCCUCUGAAAUUUUAUCUUCGGAUCCUUCCUACAACAAAGAGAAACACAUUCAUCCUACUGAAAAGUCCAAAGCAUCACAAGGUGGUGACCUUGAACAAAAUGAAGCCUCAAGGAAGAAUAAGAAAAAGAAAGAAAAGUCUAAAUCAAAAUAUGAAAUCCUGACAGUUCAAGAACCACCAAGGAUUGAAGAUGCCGAGGAGUUUCCCAAUCUGGCAGUUGCAUCUGAAAGAAGAGACAGAGUAGAGUCACCGAAAUUUCAAUCUAAACAGCAGCCACAGAAUAAUUUUAAAAAUAGUGGAAAGAAGAGCCAGAUUCCAGUGCAGUUGGACCUAGGAGGCAUGCUGGCAGCUCUGGAGAAGAAGCAGCAUGCCCAGCAUGCCAAGCAGUCCUCCAGACCCAUUGUGUUCUCAGUCGGAGCUGUGCCUGUCCUCUCCAAAGAUGCCUCCUCAGGGGAAAGGGGCCGCCGCUUCAAUCAGGUGAAGACACCUCACAACCCUUUGGACUCCAGUGCCCCCCUGACGAAGAAAGGGAAACAGAGGGAGGUCCCCAAGGCUAAGAAGCCCACCUCAUUGAAGAAGAUUAUUUUGAAAGAACGGGAAGAGAGAAAGCAGCAGCGACUCCAAGAAAAUGCAGCUGCUGCCGGGGAUGAUACACCAGAUGCAGAGAGUGGUGCUGACGACCAGGCCCCUGACCAGGCCGACCCCACAGGUCCAGAGGAUAUGGAAGAAUCGGUCUCCUCCAGUCCUGCGGUUGAGGGCAAGUCAGAAGAGGGCCUUGACACAGAGCUCCAGAGGGACACGGACGCCUGCCCGCCUGCCUCUGACCUGGCCACUGUCCCCAAGAUCCACAGCCGGAGAUUCAGGGAUUACUGCAGCCAGAUGCUCAGUAAAGAAGUGGACGCUUGUGUCACAGACCUACUAAAGGAGCUGGUCCGAUUUCAAGACCGCAUGUACCAGAAGGAUCCAGUCAAGGCUAAGACCAAACGCCGGCUCGUGUUGGGGCUGAGGGAGGUUCUCAAACACCUAAAGCUUAGGAAGUUGAAAUGCAUCAUCAUUUCUCCCAACUGCGAGAAGAUCCAGUCGAAAGGUGGGCUGGAUGACACUCUGCACACCAUUAUUGAUUAUGCCUGUGAGCAGAACAUCCCCUUUGUGUUUGCUCUCAACCGCAAGGCUCUAGGGCGCAGUUUGAACAAAGCAGUUCCUGUCAGCGUUGUGGGGAUCUUCAGCUAUGACGGGGCCCAGGACCAGUUCCAUAAGAUGGUCGAGCUGACGAUGGCAGCCCGGCAGGCUUAUAAGACCAUGCUAGAAAACAUGCAGCAGGAGCUGUCCGGAGAGCCCAGGCCUCAGAUUCCUCCCAGCACCCCCAGUCAGGGCCCCUCCGCCACCACUGGAGAAGAAGAACCGCACUACAUUGAAAUUUGGAGAAAGCAUCUGGAAGCAUACAGUCAACAUGCCUCGGAAGUAGAAGACUCUCUGGAGGCUUCAACCUCUCAGAUGAUGAACUUGAAUUUAUAAGAAAAGAGUUCUUCCUUGUGUGUCUUUGUGUUUGGGGCAAGGAGGGAGGAGGCUUGAAAAGACUUUGGGGCUUUUUCGUCUCAGUUUUUACUGACCCAAUGUAUUUUGUAUGACUGUUGAAUUUGGAAAUUAACCGGCAUGAAAGUGCAUGUGAACUGUGGUCAUAGGCCCUCAAAGCAGUGAAUCCCAUCAAAUGGAUGCUCAGGUAUAUGGCAGAAAUCUUGUCUGAAAGCUUGGUGAGGCAGCUCUGCCUUUCUGAGCAUACUGUGGAUCUGGAAUGUACUGGAAAUGGGGUACUUGAGUACUGGGGCUCCAGGGAAAUUUUGCAUUGCAGCGUAACUGAGCCGUAACUGAACUGAGUGGGGUCUGCAGCAAGCAGCAGUUGUGCUCUUGCCUGCAGGGGGCCCAUGGUGAGGUGACUGGGGGGAGGUGCCAAUCCCUUCACAGGAUCACUGACAUAGGAGCAAGAGGGCACUGGGGAGGGCCCUUUCUCAGGGGACAUAGCUCUUCACCUUAACCAUAGAGAGGGUUUGCUAAAAUGAGCCUCAGAAGGAAAAUUGGUUUUCUAACCUGUGACGUUUUUAACCUGCAUUAUUCCUUUAGUCUUUAUUUUCCAAAGAAGCAAUGUACAUUGAAAUUCCUAGUUUCAGUUUAAUAAUCUACAAAUCUUUCUUAAGUAAACAUUUUCUGAAUGUGGUUUCUGUCAUAGAGGCCAGGGAACAGAGCUUACUUUCAUAUUUUCCCUGUAAGAGGGCAUAUUUAUUUUGAAUAAAGAGUGAUUAUUUAAUCUUG